Messenger RNA from Arctia plantaginis, 1455 nucleotides. Lineage: Eukaryota; Metazoa; Arthropoda; Insecta; Lepidoptera; Erebidae. The record is from the annotation of a GenBank genome assembly.
AUGAUGGGCAAAUGUCGGAUAUGUUUAAAGUCGAAUAGAAGAUUACGAUCGGUAUACGAUGCUGAAAACGGAAUCACGUUCAUUGAUAUGAUAUCUUCACUUACCACUAUGAAGAUUCUCAGAGAAGAAAAUUUCCCUAAUCAAAUAUGUACAUCUUGUCGCAAAAAACUUAAAGAAGCUUAUGAUUUUAAAUUAGAAAUUGAAAGGUCUGAAAUAGUUUUAAAAGAAAUUAGAAACUCAAAAAUAAUCAGUUUUAACAAUAUUAAUGAUAUCAAAAUUCAAAUAAAUAUUGAUUACAAACCUUCUGUCCCAGCUUUUUAUAGAUUUGUUGAGCAUCUUUUUGAAAAUCAAAUUAAUAAUAUAAAUUACAAGGAAACCACCAUAAAGAAAGUAGGAGAUAUUAACAAUGAUCAGAAAACUCUGAUAACUGUAAAAGAGUUUUUAGAUUCUGUCAACAUAAAAUCUAAUGAUGACUAUAAUGAUCAGGACUAUGAAAUACAUGCAGAUUACGAUCCGGUUUAUGAUAGUGAUUACAUAUAUGGCAAACCAUUUAAUAUUAGAAAGAAAAAGAAAGAAAAGACAAAAAAACACAACAGCAAUGAUCACAGACUAGUUAAAAACAUGAUAAAAAAGCCUUUAAAACCUAUCUAUUUAAAGGAUGUAAAGAUAACACAUUCUGAUGUUAAAACUAUUAAUGUACCUAAAACAAAAUACAAGCGUAAAGAGAAAAAAAGUGUAUGUCCUUACUGUGGGAAAUUAUUGAGGGAAAAGUAUGUCAACAUUCAUAUGUUAAGCCAUAGUGGUGAACGACCAUUUAAAUGUGACCAGUGUUCUAAAGCAUUUGUAACAGAGAGUUUCCUAAAAUAUCAUAAAAGGAAGCAUGUAUCGACUGCUGAAUUUAAAUGUAAUGAAUGCAUUGCAUCUUUUACUACCAAAACAUCAUUACAAUCACAUUUGGCAGUGCAUAAUGAGACAAAAAAUCAUAUUUGUGACAUUUGCAACAAAGGCUUUAAAAGAAAAUAUACAUUGAGUCGCCAUAUGCUGAUUCACAAUUUUGGAAAAAAGUCGAUACAGUGUGAAUUAUGCCCUAUGACCUUUCACACUAAAUAUUUUCUUAAUCAUCACAUGCGAGUCCAUACUGGAGAACGCCCUUAUAAGUGUGAAAUAUGUUCCCAGCCAUACAGCUAUAAACAUGAUUUUAAUCGACACUGUUUAAAAAAGCAUGGUGUAUUUCUAAAAAGAAGAUCUGUUAAUGUUAUGAAUGAGGAAGUGCUGCAGCAGGAGAGAGCUCUUAUGAGAGAUUUAACACUGAGAGCACAUGGUGUUAUAAAUAGCAAUAACUUACCUAGUGUAUUUGAAGGUCCACUAGGUGCACUGGCAUUUCAGCAAGCUAUGAAAGCAGUAGAAGCAAGACAGAUACCUGUAACCUGUGUGGAUACAACUUACAGAAUAUAA